This is a messenger RNA of Haliotis rubra (blacklip abalone), 1350 nucleotides long. RefSeq lists its product as uncharacterized. The coding region runs from base 153 to 872 and encodes 239 amino acids. The transcript is spliced from 4 exons. Lineage: Eukaryota; Metazoa; Mollusca; Gastropoda; Lepetellida; Haliotidae. The record is from RefSeq and is a predicted model, not a curated record.
CCUCAGCGAGGAUGUGAGCGCACAUUACAACUGACUGUGUUGAAGACGCCUUUUCAGAGGAACCAGCUCCCUUGAAGCUGUUACACAACCUACUUUGUUGAUCGCGACAGUACUACGGGGUGGCCUCACAAUCAGUUACCAAACAGUUCAACAUGUGGUGUGGGGUGUUUCUGAUGGUAUCCAUGUAUGUCCCCAUAGCAGUCGGCUCAAUAACGUUCACCACACAAGGGUUAAUGGAAUUUGUCAACCCCAUGAUCUUUGGCUUUGAUAUUCGGGGAAAGGACUGGAUCACGUUCAGGAUCAUGGCGUGCAAGGACUUCAACAUCAAACUGUACUUCCGUGACCAAGAGAUGUACCGAAUGCUACUUGGGGGUUUUCACAACAGUAUGAGCCGAUUCAUCGCAUUUGGGACGUCUGAAGACGUCUCUGGGAAGGUCUUCACCUGCACUGGCUAUGAUGAGUUUUGGACCUCUUGGGAAGAUGGUCAUUUUAAAGUUGGUCGUGGCAAGCAAAAGGAUGUUGACAUUCUCUUCAGUGAUGCUGGGUAUACAGUUCCUGGCGUCGACAGCUUUACUGUGAAUGCCCCGAGCGGUUCAUUCAUUUUUGAGUAUGACAACUGUACGAGCCCUCCUGACAUCGAGAGACUUGACGGGGUGAGAUAUACUGGGGGGUUUGUACUGCGGACCUACUCCGACGUCUCCAGGGCCUUCUGCAUCACGGAGUGCGUCCUCAGCAACAGGUGUUUCAGCCUCAGCUUCAACAGAGUCGACAGUGAAUGUGAACUAUUUACAACCCCCUUCAACACAACAGACUUAUCAUCAGCACCAGGCUGGGAGACAUACGUGUUCCCUGAUAUUAAGUUAUAUACCUGAAUUAACACAUUUAGUUUUCCAAGAUUUGUGGAGUGCUUGAUGUUCGGAAAAUUCAUUUAGAAUAAUGUUGCAAACUAGAUGUUGCACGAAUUUAAAUUAAUGUCCGCCCAUCGAACAUGGCAACUCCCAUUCUAUGGAACAACCUCCCAAUGUCGCUGACCUCCGCUCUAAGUCAACAAACUUUUCAAAAACAUCUAAAGACACAUCUAUUUGAAAUGAACUAGACUGGGACUGCAAAAGCGCCUGUGAGCAGCCUAGCUGGAACUCGGCUCUAUAGAAGUAGAUUACUAUUAACACUAAAUAUCAUCCACAAGUCCACCCACUGUGAAUAAAAGACAUCACAAGUAAUUUUCUAAACUACUCCAAGAUGCAUGGGACUUUACUGACGUCAUUGCUACAAGGGAUGGUGCCAAGGGAUGGUGCCAAGGGAUGACGUGAUACGUUUCGAAGCCAUAUCAACUGGAUUGAAAAAAUGCUG